AUGGUGAAGGAGGAGGAAGAGGACUUGGUGGAAGAGGAUGAUGGAGAUGAGGGGCAAGAGAAACUUAGUCUGAAAACCAGAUCAGUGUGUUCACGAUCAUCAAGACGGUCAAGCAAGUCUGCAGCAAGUAUAGCCGCAUUGGAGGCUCGUGCUAAGGCAGAAGCAGCACUGACUAGAGCCACAUAUGCGCAGAAGGAGAUAGAAGUGAGAGUGAAACAAGCUGAAGUACAAGCCCAGCUUAAAGUGGAGGAGACGCGUUUGGAGGCUACACUUAAUGCUCUCCAGCAUGAAAGAGAAGCAGAAGCUGCUGCAGCUGAAGCGUCAGUGUUUGAGGCAGCUGCAGAGAUAGGAUUAGAACAGUUCUCUGAAAGCAAAGAACAUCAUAGUUCACAUGAUUCAUUGCAAAGAACUGAGAAAUAUGUAGAAGAUCAGCAUAAAUUUAAAGAGGUACAGAUAACGAUGGCUGCAGAAACCACAGAAAGCAAGCCUCUCGCUCCAUACUGUGCUGAACUGCCAAAGCCUGAACCUUUCGUGCAGUGUAGUCCUUUUCAGGAAUUGCCAGAGAAACAACCUCCAGCUCAUGACCAUGCACAUACCGCAACAUCCCUCAGCUCCCACACCAUGAAGACUCAUUCUGAAUCCAUUAAACAUGCAGGUGGGAACACAUCACAGUUAAAUUCUGCAUUACAUGAUGCAUCAUCUCCUAGACGCAACAUUAAAUUGGGAAGCUGCUCACCCUCUCAUCACAACGAGUCCCAUACUGCUCCCUCGGAUGUGUUUGAGCUUGCAAAGUUUCUGGCUCGCCGUGAUCUUCUGACAGGUGGACUUUCAAGAUUCAAUGAUAAGCCCGAGAACUAUUGGGCCUGGAAGUCCAGCUUUUGUAAUGCUAUUGAGGGUCUUGGUCUUAAACCUAGCGAAGAACUAGACUUACUUAUUCAAUGGCUCGGCUCAGACUCUAGUGAACAAGCAAGACGCAUCCGAUCAGUACACAUCAAUCAUCCAGACAUUGGCCUCAGAAUGGUAUGGACACGGCUUGAGGAAUGCUAUGGCUCUGCCGAAGCCAUAGAGGCAGCUCUUUUUAACAAACUUGAACGUUUCCCAAAGCUGUCUAACAAAGACCCUCAACGUCUCAGAGAGCUAGGAGACCUUCUGCUUGAGUUGCAGGCAGCCAAAAGUGAAGGCUAUCUACCUGGCAUGACCUUCCUAGAUACUGCACGAGGCAUCAGCUCAAUUCUUGAGAAACUCCCAUAUAGUCUACAAGAGAAAUGGAUGUUGCAGGGAACUCGUUACAAACAAGAGUAUAGAGUAAGCUUUCCGCCCUUUUCAUUUUUUUGUGAUUUCAUUUGUUGUGAGGCCCGCAUGAGAAAUGAUCACAGCUUUAACGUGACUAUGCAUAAUGCUACAUCAUUUAAAGGAGAGAGAUUUUCAUCAAAGGCAAUCAGAUCUCCCGUCACCGUUCACAAAACAGAAAUAAACAAAGUCACACAAGGGGAUGAAUCUAACAUGGCAAAGGACAACCUCAAUAAACAAUGUCCUAUCCAUAAAAAGCCACAUCCCCUCAGAAAGUGUAGAGGAUUCAGGGAAAAAACCUUGCAGGAACGAAAGGCUUACCUCAAAGAGAACUCUAUAUGCUUUAGAUGCUGCUCCUCAACUUUACACCAGGCAAAGGACUGUAAGUCAGUAAUCCAGUGCUCUGAAUGCAACAGCGACAAGCAUAUAGCCGCACUGCACAACGGCCCAGCUCCUUGGUCAAAAAAGGAAGAUACCAAUCCCUCUACAAACAAUGGCGGGGAGCAAGACGAGCCUCUUUUCCCAGUUGCCACAUCCACCUGCACAGAAGUGUGUGGAGAUCACAGCAGCGGAAAAUCCUGCUCAAAGAUAUGCCUUGUAAAUGUGUAUCCAAAAGGUGAACCUCAGAACAAACAAAAGGUUUAUGCAAUCAUAGAUGAUCAGAGUAAUAAAUCUCUAGCAAGAUCUGCCUUCUUUGAAAUGUUUAAUGUUGCAGACAAUACAGCACCUUACACACUUAGGACCUGUGCAGGCAUCACAGAGGCUGAAGGGCGUAGAGCUGAAGGAUUUAUGAGCAGAGAUUCCUACCCCAGAGUCUGCAAAAAACACUUAAAAUCAGUGGCCUCCAAGAUUCCAUGUUUAGAUCCCAAUGCCAAAAUACUGCUUCUUCUCGGAAGAGACCUCAUACAGGCACACAAGGUGCUGGAGCAAUGCAACGGACCACAACAUGCCCCCUUCGCUCAGAGGUUGGCCCUUGGUUGGGUGAUAAUUGGAGAUGUAUGCCUUAACGGAGCACACAAGCCUUCAUCUGUUGAUGUUUUGAAAACUCAUAUUUUAGGAAAUGGGCGCCCCAGCUACAUGAGUCCAUGUCCAAACAGUAUGCAUGUAAAGGACUUUUUCAAUAUUCACAAUGAGCCACAGAAAUCCUCCACCCUGAACCCUGAACAGAGAAGUUUGCUGAUGCAUAAUGAAUGUCCAAUAGGAGAAUCAGUUUUCCGCUGCACAAAGAAUGUUGAUAAACCAGCUCCCUCCAUGGAUGACCUUGCGUUCCUGAAGAUUAUGGAAAGAGAACUCCAUCAAGAUGAGACGAAUAGCUGGGUUGCCCCACUUCCGUUCCGCAGCCCACGGCAACGCCUUCCAAAUAACAAGGUUCAAGCCAACAACCGGCUCAUGUUACUGACCCGCAAACUAAAAAAACAACCCGUGGUAAAGGAACACUUUGUGGAUUUUAUGCAUAAGAUAUUUGAGAAUGAACAUGCAGAGUUGGCACCACAAUUGCAGAAUAAUGAAGAAUGUUGGUAUCUGCCAAUGUUCGGAGUAUACCAUCCAAAGAAGCCCGGCCAGAUAAGAGUAGUAUUUGACUCCAGUGCUCAACAUCAAGGUGUAUCAUUAAAUGAUGUCCUCCUCACUGGCCCUAAUGUAAACAAUAGCCUCUUGGGGGUUCUACUGCGGUUUAGGAAGGAGCGUGUGGCAGUGAUGGCUGAUAUCCAGCAAAUGUUUCAUUCCUUUGUGGUUGCGAAAGAGCAUCGGAACUUUCUACGCUUCCUUUGGUAUGACAACAAUGACUUAGACAACAAGGUGAUGGAGUAUCAGAUGCGAGUGCAUGUAUUUGGUAAUAGCCCAUCUCCUGCAGUUGCCAUACAUGGGCUCAGGAUGGCAGCCCUCGCAGGUGAAAAAGACUAUGGAUCCGAGGCAAGGCACUUUGUGGAAAGGAAUUUUUAUGUGGAUGAUGGCCUUAUCUCUCUCUCCACGGAAGAGGAAGCCAUCAAGCUGCUUAAGACCACCCAGGAAAUGUUAGCUGUGUCAAUUCUACAUCUUCACAAGAUUGCCUCCAAUAAAGUGGAAGUUAUGAAAGCAUUUCCUGCAGAAGAUCUUGCAAAGGAGUUAAGGAAUUUAGAUCUGAAGACUGGCCUUCCACCAGUUCAGAGAAGUUUGGGGGUGAGCUGGGACAUGUCUGAAGAUGUGUUUAUCUUCCAAGUUGCAGACCAGGUGAGACCUUAUUCCAGACGCGGGGUUCUGUCAAUGAUCAACAGCUUGUUUGACCCACUUGGCUUUGCUGCACCUGUCAUAAUUCAGGGGAGACUCCUGCUCAGAGCACUAACCACAGAGUCUUGUGAUUGGGACGCACCUCUGCCAGACGAGAAAUUUAAAGAAUGGAAGGUUUGGAGAGAUUCAUUAAAAGAGCUUGAGCACGUCAAGGUUCCCCGCACAUAUGCUACAAUCUCUCUCUGUCAAGCACAAAGAAAAGAGAUGUGUGUCUUUUGUGAUGCGUCCACAAAUGCUAUUGCAGCUGUCGCUUACAGCAGGGUUAUCAAUACAAGUGGUAAUGUAGAAGUUGGUUUUAUGUUUGGCAAGGCUAAACUAGCUCCACGACCUGAGAUCUCUGUCCCCAGACUCGAGCUGUGCGCAGCUGUUCUGGCUGUGGAAAUAGCUGAAACCAUUGAAGAUGAGAUUGACACCAAACUGGAUGCUGUGACAUUUUAUUCUGACAGUAAGGUUGUCUUAGGCUACAUCUGUAAUGAAUCAAGGAAAUUUUAUGUGUAUGUUAACAACAGGGUGCAAAGGAUACGGAAAUCUACAUGCCCUGACCAGUGGAAAUAUGUACCUACAGAUCAAAACCCUGCCGACCAAGCCACUAGGUCAGUUUUGGCAGCUGACCUUCCCCAGAGUAUGUGGUUGACUGGUCCAAAAUUCUUGUUUAUGAUGACACCGCCUGAAACGGACACUAGCCUCUUCAGCCUGAUAGAUCCAGAAGUAGACAUUGAAGUACGUCCCCAAGUCACUUCUUGUGCUACACAUACUUCAAGUAAGGAGUUGGACACUGAACGCUUUAAAAGAUUCUCAAGCUGGCGAUCACUAACUCGCGCUGUAGCAAGACUCGUGCACAUAACCCAAUCCUUCAAGCAGGAUAGCGACAUGAGCACUUGCAGGGGCUGGCAUAUAUGUGCAAGGCCCUGUUCAGUCCAAAAUCUAGAAAGGGCAAAGUCCAUUCUUAUCCAAAGUGUACAAGCAGAAGCCUUCUCUGAGGAGCUGAAAUGCCUUCAAGCAAGCACUGUGAUUUCCAAACAAAGCCCUCUCUUUAAUCUAUCUCCCUACAUUGAUAAAUCUGGCUUACUCAGGGUUGGUGGACGCCUUUCACAAGCAAACCUUGGGAGAGACGAACUGUGUCCUCUUAUUCUUCCUGGUCAUUGUCACAUGACAUCUCUAAUCAUUCAACAUUAUCACAAACAAGUUGAACAUCAAGGACGCGUCUUUACUGAAGGCGCAUUGAGAGAGGCUGGGUUUUGGAUCAUAGGUGGUAAGAGACGCAUCAGCAGCACGAUCUUUCAAUGUUUUCAGUGUCGCAAACUACGGGGAAAGAUUUCGACACAGAAGAUGUCUGACCUACCUCCUGAGCGGCUCAGUAUGGACCCUCCAUUCUCCUUUGUAGGGUUAGAUGUUUUCGGGCCUUGGAUGGUCACUUCACGUCGAACCAGAGGAGGACAAGCAAACUCAAAACGCUGGGCAGUGCUGUUCACAUGUAUGAGCACUAGGGCCAUACAUAUUGAGGUCAUAGAGUCAAUGGAUAGCUCCAGCUUUAUAAAUGCUCUCCGCAGAUUUUCUGCGGUUCGAGGUCCAGCAAAGCAGUUGCGGUCAGACUGUGGCACCAACUUUGUUGGAGCAUGUAAGGAGUUGAAGAUGGAAUCAGUCACAGAUGACAGAAAGGUACAAGAGUAUCUGAGUGAUAAUGGAUGUACUUGGGUUUUUAACCCUCCCCACUCAUCUCACAUGGGUGGAAGUUGGGAACGUAUGAUUGGAGUUUCAAGGCGGAUCCUUGAAUCUAUGCUACAAAAACUUGCACCUUCAAGGCUAUCUCAUGAGGUUUUGACCACCUUCAUGGCUGAAGUCACAGCCAUAGUCAAUGCUCGUCCCCUAGUACCUGUGUCUACGGAUCCUGAUGCUCCUUUCAUUCUGACUCCAGCAACUUUACUCACUCAAAAAACUUCUGUAGUUCCUCCUCCACCAGGAGAAUUUGGUGAAAGGGACCUCUUCAUUCGUCAGUGGAGGCAAGUCCAAAGCUUGGCCAAUACAUUCUGGAAUCGCUGGAGAAAGGAAUAUCUCGCAACUUUGCAAAACCGCAGAAAAUGGCAGAAUGAGAGCUCCAAUCUUCAAGUAGGUGAUGUUGUGCUACUGAAAAACAUCCAAGCAAAAAGAAAUGACUGGCCAAUGGGAAUCGUGUUGGAGACAUUUCCUGGGAAAGAUGGGAAAGUAAGGAAAGUUGACGUCAAAGUGGUCAAAGACGGAUCGUCUAAGGUGUUCCUACGUCCUAUAUCGGAUGUUGUUUUACUGCUGUCUCCUGGGACUGAAUAGACAAAUGUUAUUCUGCUUGAUGAUGGCAUCUUACAGAUACCAGACGGGGAGUGUACUGUUUCCAGUGUAGUUUAGUUUAGUUAAAUGUUUGAGCCACUAGGUGGUGCUAUUCUAUAUAUUUAAAGUAACCUCUGACCUUAAUAGGAGCCAUUUUUGUUUUGCUCAGUUGAAGCUGAUAGUCACACGGUUAAAGCAGCUAUUUUCAAUCCUUUGCAUCCCUUGCAAUCAUUUAAAGAAGCUUUGUCUGUAAGUAGUAAAAGUGUUUACAAGAUCUUUAUCAUCAUCUUAUAUUUGGUAUUGGUGAUGUUAUUCAGUAUAAAAUUCAUGUUUAGAGGGAUUUCAGUACAGUGUUACAUGCGUCUGCAUUAUUUUGUGUAAAGUAUAUGUAGUUAUCCCUUAAGUGAACGGUCAUAUUGCUUUAAUCCACAUUCUUUAGAAACUUAUUUUAUUAUUUUUUCUGUAUUUCAGUUUUACUCUGUUCCACUUAUAUUUGAAGUGGUGGUCAUAAUAAAUCCAUGCUUCGAUUCAACAUAUCUGUGGAAGGAGUUGUCUAUCUGUCUAGUUAAGAAGGGGAACUCU
This is a messenger RNA of Misgurnus anguillicaudatus (oriental weatherfish), 6438 nucleotides long. The record is from RefSeq and is a predicted model, not a curated record. Lineage: Eukaryota; Metazoa; Chordata; Actinopteri; Cypriniformes; Cobitidae.